This is a messenger RNA of Salvia miltiorrhiza (redroot sage), 1130 nucleotides long. RefSeq names its product ADP,ATP carrier protein, mitochondrial-like. Lineage: Eukaryota; Viridiplantae; Streptophyta; Magnoliopsida; Lamiales; Lamiaceae. The record is from RefSeq and is a predicted model, not a curated record. The transcript has 3 exons. Gene Ontology annotation, molecular function: ATP:ADP antiporter activity. Gene Ontology annotation, cellular component: mitochondrial inner membrane. Gene Ontology annotation, biological process: mitochondrial ATP transmembrane transport; mitochondrial ADP transmembrane transport. Bases 1 to 933 code for a protein of 310 amino acids.
AUGGAUGAGACUCAACAUUCGGGAGGGAACACUGCAUUGGCGUAUCCAUCUGUGGUGAAGUAUGAUGGUUUUGUGCAAGACAAGAGAUUUGUGGGGCUGUCUUUUCUGACGGGUGUGGCGGUAUGCAAAACCGCUACUGCUCCUAUUGAUCGUGUGAAACUUUUGAUGCAAAACGAGGGUGCAAUAGCCAUGGCGGGUAGGUUAUCUGGACCAUACAAAGGCAUCCGCGACUGUUUGUGGAGAACGAUAAGGGAAGAAGGAGUUGCCUCUUUGUGGAGAGGGAACACGGUUAAUGUGAUCCGUUACUUACCAAGCCAGGCCUUGACUUUAGGAUCGUGGGAUUGCUUCAGGAGUGUAACUACUAUGUUGUACCAAAAUUAUGAAUUUGGGUACUUGAGGUGGUGUUGUUACAACUUUGGCGCAGGUGCGUUUGCUGGUUCUACUUUUAGCUUCUUUUUCCAGCCAAUGGACUAUGUUCGUACUAGACUGGCAAUGGAUGUAAAGAAGGGGGGAACGAGGCAGUUCAAGGGCGCCCUUGAUCUUUGCAAGAAGACUUUGGCAGCUGACGGCGUUGCUGGAUUUUAUCGUGGAUUCACCCAUUCUUAUAUAGGCGCCACUGUCUACCGCGGCAUCUACUUUGGGAUGUACGAAUCUUUGAAGCCGGUUGUUCUGACUGGCGAGAUGCAGGAUAGUUUCUUUGGUAGGUUCGGGGUUGCUUGGGUGAGCGCAAUCGUUGCUGGUUCUGCAUCUUAUACAUUUGAUAUUUCUCGGAGAGGUAUGAUGAUGAUGAUGUGUGGUGAAUUCAAGAGUGCUUUCAAGGGUGGUGGAGCAAACAUGCCGAGAGCCAUCGUGGGUGCUGCUGCGCUUGCUGCAUAUGACAUGUCCAACCCAUUCAAUUUGCCAUUCCGUGCCUUAUGCACGAUCAAACCGUAAGUAUUAGGAAAGCAACUAUAAUAGUUAAAUAAGCAAACAUCUGAGCCUUAUGCACCAUGUAAAACGAUGCCGUAUUAUAUAGUUGGAUGGAAAAUGGCAUAAAAUGAGAACAAAUUAACAGUCAAGUAAUUUUAAUAAAUAUUUAAAGUUUGUAUGCAAAAAGAAAAUUUGUUGAAAUUUCAAUAAUCUAUAUACAA